AUGGUUUGUACUCCGGCGCAUCCAGCAAUGAUACCCCCCCGGAUCGCGACGAUCAUCGGAUGUGCAACCCGACAUGGGGACGUCAAUAUAAAUCAAAUCUGCCUGACUGGUUUUAAACGCGUGCAAAAGCGAUGUCAUGACACCAUAUUGCAGCUCCGUGAAUUGGUGGUCGUAAAAAGCGACAGGCGCCGUGUUCCCUUUGAUCGGGACAAACUCGGCAAAUCGAUCCGGGUGGCCUUACGCAAACGCCCCGUGUCGGAGGAGCAGCAGGACAGGCUUGUCAAUCAGGUUGUGCAGCAGCUGGAGGCCAUGGGCGAGGGAGAGGUGUCCUCGUCGCAGAUCG
Messenger RNA from Galendromus occidentalis (western predatory mite), 343 nucleotides. RefSeq names its product transcriptional repressor NrdR-like. The transcript is spliced from 2 exons. The record is from RefSeq and is a predicted model, not a curated record. NCBI's taxonomy places the organism in Eukaryota, Metazoa, Arthropoda, Arachnida, Mesostigmata, Phytoseiidae. The annotation marks the transcript as partial. Gene Ontology annotation, molecular function: zinc ion binding. Gene Ontology annotation, biological process: negative regulation of DNA-templated transcription.